Messenger RNA from Trichobilharzia szidati, 5109 nucleotides. NCBI's taxonomy places the organism in Eukaryota, Metazoa, Platyhelminthes, Trematoda, Strigeidida, Schistosomatidae. The record is from the annotation of a GenBank genome assembly.
CUACCUGCAAUAAACUAAAAAGGCGUUGUCAAUUAGCAUCCAUCUGUGUCGCAAUAUCCAUCAAUAAAAUGCUACAUGUAUAACCUAAAAUCGAGAAAAGCCCUAGAACUCACGGAUUCCUUGACAUCGCCAGCAACCGAUAGGCCAACAAACCGAGUGUAUGAUAAACCAAGCCUGGUACAUGCACAAAAUAAGUAAAAGAAAACGUUAGAAUACCAACAUUUUACAUUUAUAUUCAUCAAACAUGCUUGCAAACAACGCAUGCCGCAACCACGCAAACCUGCACACGGCAUGACCUACCGAGGACAAAUUUAAUGUCAAACUCUCCGCCACUGUACUAGCCAAUCAAAGCUGAGAAAGCCCUUAAGCGCGUAAGAUAUAACACUCUAUAACGUAUAUUCUCACUCCUUUUGCUGCAUAUUUUUAACAAUUGUUUCUGAAAUAACCUUGUCAUGUACCACCAAGACGAAUAAACUGUAUUACUAUGAUUGUUGUUAAUUUUCUGUAAUAUGAUAGUCCACCGUGUUUCAUUUACAUAACAGUGGUUUCUAACCAUAAUACAAUAUAGCUUUGCUUUUUUCGGUCAUUGUAUGACUGGCUUUAUAGUGUAGUUUUUAUGCAAAUGAAUGUAUGUUUCCGAAUGGUUUUUUAGGUAUGUCAGCUGAGUCCUCUGCAUUUAUGUACAAGGGAGGCGUGUCAGCUAAUGUCGGGAAUGAGACAGUUUUAGGGACUCCUGUCCCAGUUGCACAUUCAACUGCUGGCAACAGUAAAUAUUCAGCUUACAACAGAAAUGGUCGGGCCUACUUCGAUGAAAUCCUACCAACUUCACCAGCCUUCCUAAAACAUACUUAUGUUAUUGAAGGCAGUAAAAACCAUCAAAAUCGUAAUAUUCAAGAUGAAGGCAAUAAAGAAACUAGCAUUUUAAACAUUGAUGCAAUAAAGGGUCUUUCAGAUAGUGUUUUAGAUCGCAGCUUGCACGAAGUGAUUACGAAAAAGUUAAGUGAAAAGAACCAAAUUAAGCAACUGGAUACCUUUAAUGUUGAAUACUGUCAGCCCCCUUCUGCGGAUAUUGAAACAGAGCAACAGAAAAUUCAGUUCGAUGACGAAGAGCUAAAAAUGUUAGAAGAUGCCAUUAGUGAUUUCGACUGUGAUACAUCAGAAACAACUAUCCCAACUCGCGCGUGUGAAACAUUUGCUCGUCGAGUAUCAUGCAAACCAUCGGCGACGGGGGAAGAGUGUUCGGAAGGCAAUACAACAUCAGUUCCUUCUUUACAGUCAGCCGAGGGCAGUGGUGAAGCCGAUGGUAGUAUUGUUGAUGUUGAAGCACAAGAUCCCGCACAACCACAUGUUGCUUGCCCGGCUACUGGACCUUCUACUCAAGUUUCAGAAGGUCAUCCAGACAAUACUAUUGACAAGCAGUUAAGCUCACAGACUAAGGGAGUUGAUCAGUCACUAAUAAGAUCUCGCGUCAAACUAUAUUCACACCUACCAUGUCUUACUGGCUUAUCAUCUGCUCUUGAGAGUAAUUCAUUCGGCAACAAAUCAGAUAAUUGUGUACCACCUGAAUUGCCUAAACCAACUACUAAUUUGAAUGCAAAUAUUUCUGCAUCGCUGUCAUCAGUAAAUGAUGUAAAUAGACAACUCCUAAGCCAUACAAACAGUCAUCUUGCUAAUUCAGCUGAUGCAAAUAAUAUUUCUCAAGCUCCUCAAGAGCAGAUUUCAAAACACGACUUAUCUGAAAAUGCUUCACAUGAUAUCCAGAAAGUUGAUAAUGCUAUGGAGGCUGACGAUACAAUAUUAGGAAAUCUGGAUAUGUCAAAAAUCGACAUUAGCUGUUUACACGUGUCUGAUAUUGAUGGUUUACUGGAUAUGAUAACUGCUCUAGGUAAGCAGUCUAAAACUUGUGAACCAGCAACUCAGUACAAUAAAAUUAUUUACAGUUCAGAGGGGAAACAACCAAAUUUUCCUUCAUCCAAGGUCGAUGGGGGAAAAGAGAAUGUACCACCUGCUAAUGAUGAUAUGAUCUGUUCUGAGAAAGAAAAUCUAAGCGUCAACAGAAAACACUCUCAACAUUCGAAUUCUCUUCGUUCAAAUGAAUCCACCGAUUCACCUAUUAGAUAUCUACCAAAAGUUGGACAUGAAAAUUUAUCGAUUAAUAAAGUGUCUAUAACACCUCAGAAAGAUGCUGUCUCUUCAGAAAUGUCUAAGGCUCAAAAAAUUCCUAUUCUUUCAAAUACUGACUGUUUAAUAUGGGCUGGAGCUGUUUGUGGACAAAUGCAGCGAAAGAGUUUCCUCAUUAAACAUAAAAUGGAUAAACCGGUCACAUUGUCAUUUGCUAUUCGUCCUAAAUCCGAAGUUUUCAAACUUGUUGAUGAGAAUGGUUAUCUUAUUACGGGGAUGUUUCGUGUACAUUUACCACCGAAUCUUGAAUAUGAAGUUAAUGUCGCCUAUGUAGGCAAGCAUCCAGUUUCUUGGGAUUUCGCGAAUUUAUUGUUUCGUUUAGAGGAUGAAACACUGACCCGUACAUCAAAGGUGAGACUAAUCGGAUAUACAAAUUCCAGCCAGUUAGUGUAUUAUUGUUGUUCAAAGUUAAGUUCUAAUGUUUAUUGGACUGUAGCAUCGAAAGUCGAUCCUAUUUGUGAGAUGAUUGAUAAGAAGAUUGAAAGAACAAGUCUUCAAUCUCCAAAAAGCUGUUUAACUUCAAAUUUAUCCGGAUGUUGUUUGGCGAGAAUCACUGUCAGCAAUUUUGGUGCAAGAUCUGCAUGGGUUUGUGCACGUGUGGAAUGUUUGGAUCAGAAAUCUGAUGAUCAAAAAGAUUGUAAUGAGUUUUCUGAUAACGGGAUAGUAGUUGAUCCGGAAAAUUUGGUGAUUGGAUCAAAACAAUCUGAGAGUAUUUCUAUCACUUUAAAACCUGGAGUAAAAGCUGCACGUAUUGUGUUGUAUCAUGGCGAUGAAAUACUUCGUUACCAAUUUCGACAAUUAUACACUCAGUCUCAGAAAACAUCGAAACACGAAAAGCCAUCUAGUCACAGUCAGAAGGAUAGUCGCUUGCGUUUGCUAGAUAUCUUGAAAGAUUUUGCACAUGAACAGUCUAUUCAAGUUGUUGAACUGCCAUCAGCAUCACACAAUGAUCUUCGACCACAAGAUUGGCGUCAAGCUUUGAUAGAUCAAGUGCACCAUUGUGAGCCUAUGUACUUGUAUAUUUAUGCAUCAAAAGAAGAUCAAGCUUCCAGUUGUUUUAAUCAACUUCAUUCAGUAUGCGAAUCACUGUUAGAAAAUUCGUUAGCUAGUGUUUUUGUUCAACGAGAUGCUUUCAAGCAGCGAAGUUCUCUUAAUUCUGCUCUUCAAGAUUGUACGCUAUCCUUGUCAUCGAAAUCAUUAUCUAAGCGAUCCAGUUUACAAGAAGCCUGUCCACCAGCAACUAAUCUCAGUCCCAGUAUUAAGGAUACUAAUCGAAGGGAGUUGUCAGAUUUACAACCUCCAAAGAUAAAAUUGAUUCCUUCCAAUACUUUGGUAUUUCCAUCUUGUGUUCACGGAUGUUCAACAGAAGCUUAUUUUUCAGUAAGUUUAGUAGAAGAAACAAGCAACUUUCCGAUUCCAUCCAGUAGUGAUUCUCCUUCAUUAUGGAAAGUGUUUUGGUCAGCCAAUCCUGUGACAGAUGUACAAGUUAAACGGCCUACUGUGCAUUCUUCAUGUUCAGUAAGCAAAAGGCUGACUUUGGGACGGGAUGUAUUUCAGUUGAUGCAUACAAAAACUGAUUCACUCAAAAAUAAUUGUCAGUCGACCGAUAAAUUUGCUAUCCUGUCAUCUGAUCCUAAGAAAGCUGGACAUGGUCAAUUGAUUAUACCCUUUCUUUUUAAACCUGUUUCAUCACAUGAAAAUACAAUGUUUCAAGAUUGGCACCUUAAUUUUUGGAUAGAACCAUACUCACAAAAUAAAUCUCGCCAUGAAGUACAAUAUAACCCAAAAGACUCGGUUACACUUUUAGUCACUUUAGAAGGUUCGUGCUGCAAACAACCUACGCUAAAUAAAAGAUCUCCAUGCGCUCAUCUACAAAACACGUCUAACAGCAAACUUGAAGUGUCCUCCUCUUCACUGUCCAAAGAUCUCACAUUCAACGAUCGUAAUGUGUCGUUGUCGAGAGAAAUUGCUGCAAAAUCUGUUCCUAUAGGUCUACUUGAUAUUGUCGGUCUGCCGGUUAAAUUUGAGAUCAUAGAUUCAAAGUCUACAACAACCAAAACUCGUUUCCACAAUAUUAUGCUGAUCAAUCGCUUGAAGACAGCAGAGGUUUUCGUCAAACUUCAACUUCCAAAUCCACCUUUUUAUAUGACAGAACCAAAAGAAACGAGGUUUCGUAUAGCGCCUCGUUCUCGUGUAAAGCUAGUGCUUAGCUUUCAACCUUACGAUUUGGGACGUGCAAGUUCAGUUUUGGGAAUUCGUGUUGAGUGCCGCAACCAAACAGAAGCCGACAAACCAACUGUUGAUACAUUUCAAAUUCACUUAUUUGGCACAAUGAACUAACUUUGCUUUCUUAUAUUUCUAUUGUGAUCUUUUACUAAAUAGCAUAUGAAUUAAUACACUAUUAUCUCCUGUGGCUACAUAACUUAUUCUCUCAUUGUGAGGGACAAACCACACACACUAUUUGAAUUUAAAAAUCCGCAAAUUUCUGAAAUAAAUGUAAGAUCAUAUAGAAUAACGAUUGCAAGCUAUACGUAUCUGUAAGACAGGUUGAUGGUUGACAAGAUCAGUAGAUUAGGUCAGAAGAUCGACGGUCCUAAAAAUCCAUCAACAAUUGAAGUUAAAGCAUGGUCAUCUGAACCAACCUGUUGAUUAGUACACGUGUCGCGAAGUCCUUAAUUAUUUAUUUCCAUUAUUCCGCAAGCAUACACAAAAAAGCUUCGCGCAUUCCGGAACCACUAAAAGUAAUUAAAAUGUAUUGACUAGUGCAAGUCGCUACACUUUUCAGCAAAUAUUUUAAGAGAAGCUGAAAUACGUAGUAGGACGAAAAACAAAGCUGGUGAUAGAUAGAUUACUUAAGAAUACUAAAAUUCUCGAAAUAUGAGUACUGGGUGCUUUUAUGAACCUGAUAUAUAUAUAUAUAUAUAUAUA